AUGUCUACUGAAUUGAAGCAAAUCUUUGCCCAAUACAACCACAAGCACAACACUGCCCCUGCUCCUAAAAUCUCCAAUAGCAUUUUAGAAAACAUUGGUCGUACUCCUCUUGUUCGCAUCAAUAAAAUUGCAAAGGAAGAAGGACUUGAAUGUGAACUUUUGGCCAAAUGUGAAUACUUCAACGCUGGUGGUUCUGUCAAGGAUCGCAUUGCUUACCGUAUGAUUGAAGAAGCUGAAAAGGCUGGUACAAUCACACCUGGUGUUAGUACCAUCAUUGAACCUACUUCUGGUAACACUGGUAUUGGUUUGGCUCUUGCUGGUGCCGUCAAGGGUUACCGUGUCAUCAUCACUUUGCCUGAAAAGAUGUCUCAAGAAAAGGUCGAUGUCUUGAAGGCUCUUGGUGCUGAAAUCAUCCGUACCCCCACUGAAGCCGCAUCGGAUGCCCCUGAAUCCCACAUCGGUGUCGCCAAGAAGUUGAGAGACGAAAUUCCUAAUGCUGUCAUCUUGGAUCAAUACGGUAAUCCUUACAACCCUAUCGCUCACUACGAUACUACUGCUGAAGAACUCUUGGAACAAUGUGAUGGUAAGAUUGAUAUGUUGGUUGCCGGUGCUGGUACAGGUGGUACCAUUUCUGGUAUUGCUCAAAAGUUAAAGGAAAAAUGCCCCAACAUCAAGAUUGUCGGUGUUGAUCCUGUAGGUUCCACCUUGGCCUUGCCUGAGUCCUUAAACACAGAAGCUGGUUCUUAUCAAGUCGAAGGUAUUGGUUACGACUUUGUUCCUGAUGUCUUGAAGCGCAACUUGGUGGAUGAAUGGAUCAAGUCCGAAGAUAAGCCUUCUUUCUUGAUGUCUCGUCGUUUGAUUCGUGAAGAAGGUCUCCUUUGUGGUGGUUCUUCUGGUACUGCCAUGUAUGCUGCUGUUCAAGCUGCUAAACAACUUAAGAAGGGUCAACGUUGUGUUGUUAUUUUGCCUGAUUCUGUCCGUAAUUAUAUGACCAAGUUCUUGAACGAUGAUUGGAUGAGAGAACACGGUUUCACAGAUGAGAAAUUCGAGAACCAGAGCUUUGAAAACAAGGCCAAGAAGGACUAUGCUGGUGCUACUGUCAGUGACCUCAAGUUGGCUGCUGCUGUUACCAUUGACGGUGAAACCACUUGUAAGGAGGCCAUUGAUUUGAUGGAACAAAAUGGUUUUGAUCAAUUGCCUGUGACUGCUGGUCCUCACCACCGUCUCCGUGGUCUUGUUACCAUGGGUAACAUUCUUUCCCUUUUGGCUUCUGGUCGUGCUAAAGCUGACAGUCCUGUUUCUGCUGUCAUGUUCCACUUCACUAAAGGAUCCAAGGAAUUUGAAGAAAUUACCAAAGAUACUCCUUUAGACAAGUUGACUCGUUUCUUUGAAACCAACUCAAGUGCUUUAAUCACUGAAGAUCAUCAAGUCAAGCAUGUUGUCACCAAAGUUGAUUUGCUGUCUUAUUUAGUCAAAAAUGUCAAGGCUUAA
This is a messenger RNA of Gilbertella persicaria, 1491 nucleotides long. RefSeq names its product cystathionine beta-synthase. Lineage: Eukaryota; Fungi; Mucoromycota; Mucoromycetes; Mucorales; Choanephoraceae. The coding region runs from base 1 to 1491 and encodes 496 amino acids. The record is from RefSeq and is a predicted model, not a curated record. The transcript has 3 exons. Gene Ontology annotation, cellular component: cytoplasm. Gene Ontology annotation, molecular function: cystathionine beta-synthase activity; cysteine synthase activity.